This is a messenger RNA of Eptesicus fuscus (big brown bat), 804 nucleotides long. RefSeq names its product developmental pluripotency-associated protein 2-like. Bases 1 to 804 code for a protein of 267 amino acids. The transcript has 2 exons. Gene Ontology annotation, molecular function: chromatin binding. Gene Ontology annotation, biological process: system development. Lineage: Eukaryota; Metazoa; Chordata; Mammalia; Chiroptera; Vespertilionidae. The record is from RefSeq and is a predicted model, not a curated record. Gene Ontology annotation, cellular component: nucleus.
AUGGCAAACUCAAGAAGCGAAAAGGAUGAAUUAGAAGAAGAAAAUGUGAUACUCACCUUGGUUCCAAUAAGCGAGGAACAUAAUGAACAUCAAGUGGAACCAAGUGUUUCUUCAACCUCAGACAGCAACGAUAAAGUUAAUCUUCCUCAAAUGAGUGAACAAUUCAAAGAUUGCCCCAAACCAAUCCUUCCCUUGCCAACCACUUUGCCAUCAUAUAAUAAAGUACGUCUCAACACUUUGCAGAACUGGUGCCAACAAUUGAAUUUGAGUACUGAUGGUAAGAGUGUUGCUGAAACACCAGAAGAGGACACAUUGCAGUCAUGUUCGGGGGAAUUGACCAAGAAAGCAAGGAGUAAGAAAAGUCAUCAGAUGAGUAAAAGAGAGGAAGAGACUCAUACAGUUGAAAUGACCAUGACCAAUACAGUUGAAGUGAUAACUUCAGCUCGUGAGGCCAUGUUGGCAGCAUGGUCAAGAAUUGCUGCAAGAGGCUCGCUAUCUAAGGCUGCAAAUACAUAUAAAAUUCCUAUUUCUGUUGAGAAUUUUCUGCUGCAAACAUCUGGUGUCAGGUGGUGUGUGGUCCAUGGCAGACAUCUCCUGGCAGACAAAAAGGGUUGGGUUCGCCUGCAGUUCCAUGCAGGUCAGACCUGGGUGCCUGACACUCCCACGAAGAUGAUUUCUCUCUUACUUUUACCGGCCUGUACUUUCCCAUCCCCAGACCUAGAAGAUAACAUGUUAUGCCCUGACUGUGUUAAGAGGAAUAAAAAGAUGAUGGAGAAAUUAGGUAAAAUGAGGAAGAGAAGGUAA